UGGUCUCCACUCCUGGGGAGGGUAACAGUAGUGUUGAAUUUCCUCCAUUUGUACACAAUCUGUCUGACUGUGAAGCGGUGGAGUCCAAACAAUUUUGUUUUGUAACCUUUUCCAGCCUGAUGAGCAUCAACAACUCUUUUUCUGAGGUCCUCAGAAAUCUCCUUUGUUCGUGCCAUGAUACACUUCCACAAACAUGUGUUGUGAAGAUCAGACUCUGAUGGAUCCCUGUUCUUUAAAUAAAACCGGCCGCUCACUCACUCACACCUGAUCGUCAUCCCAUUGAUUGGAAACACCUGACUCUAAUUUCACCUUCUAAUUAAACUGCUAAUCCUAGAGCUUCACACACUUUUGCCACUUAAAUAUAUUGGAUCAUUUUCCUCAAUAAAUAAAUGACCAAAUAUUAUAUUUUUGUCUCAUUUGUUUAAUUGGGUUCUCUUUGUCUAUUUUUGGAAAAAUCUAAAACGAUGUUUUAGGUCAUAUUUAUGCAGAUAUAUAGAAAAUUCUAAAGGAUUCACAAACAUGAUAUCACUGAAAUCUGACCAAAGACAUGACAAUGUAAAAAUAAAAAAAAGUUUUAAUUUCAUUUUGUCUUUAAAGGCUCUUGGCUCCUCUAUCUAUUAACAAUGAGUUUUUUUUUUGUUUUGUUUGUUUUUUUUUUAAUCAGAAGUUAAACAGGCGUUCUUCAUGUUGACUUUUCCGUCAUAUUGUGGAACGUGGAUUGGUUUUGGUCACAGCCCAGAAAACAUCACUGUCAUCAUGGACUGGCCCUGCUGUGUGUUAAACCUGUCAGACUGGAACUGUCAUGUGCAGAAGGACUGGAGACAGUGGACGUCAUGAAGCUUAGAGAGGACAGUGUGGUUGAACCUGAGUGACGAGAGCACAUAGCUUUACUCAUUGUCUAAUGCUCACUUUGAGUCAGCAUUCCUCUUUGGACAAUUUAAACUGGUCCUGCAGGUACGGUACAAGUUUUCUUCGACAUGUUAUGUCAGACCAACAGUGGUGAAAGAAUACCUAGGGUAUCGACGGUAUUGAUUUUUUUUUAUUUUUUUCAAAGUUGGUCCUUAUACACAGGAGCAUUCAGUGAAUUGCUGCCUCUUGAUUUUUCCUUAAAUGUUUCAGGUUGUGGAAAUGCAGAGGGGCAGGCUGUGUUCCAAUAGAUGAUAUUAAUAAAAUAUUCAUUUCAUUAAUUUAUGAAUCAAUUAAUUAAAUAUGAUCUAAAAUAUUAAUAUAUCUGGCUUGUGAAAUUAUUCUUAUUACUAUUAUUAUUAGUUUAUUUUUGCAUUUAUUUAAUAAUAUUUAUUUAUUUGUUUUUAGAAAUGUGUCACUCAAAAUUCAAAUUCAGUUAAAGCCUUUGAUUUAAUUGCAUUUUAUCCGGAAAUUCACUUUUUGUCUUUAUUCCCUACAAACUUUGGGUUGCAUUAUGGAUAUUCUUCAUAGAAAGAUCGUUUGGUAUAUUUGCACGAUCCAGAAGAUAAAAUAAUAUCAAAAUCAAUCAUAAUUCAGUAAUGAGAUAAAAAAAUAGAGAGGCACGGUGGCUUGGUGGUUAGCGCGUUUGCCUCACACCUCCGGGGUUGGUGCUCGAACCCCCGCCUCCGCCCUGCGUACACGGAGCUUGCAUGUUCUCCCUGUGCUUCAUGGGUUUCCUUUGGGUACUCUGGUUUCCUCCCCGAUCCAAAGCCAGGCAUUGUAGGCUGAUUGGCAUUUCCAAAUUGUCCGUAGUAUGUGAGUGUGUGUGUGAUUGUGCCCUGUGAUGGGUUGUUAGUGUGUCCGAGUACUCUUUUGCUACACAUUCAAAAUUAUGUACUUUUUUCUUCACACACACAAAAAAAGAGAAGAGUACAGAAGAAGUAGACGAACUAGGACGCAGAAUUAUAUUCAAACGGCAAAACUAGUAAUACUGAAAAGGGUGUAUUUGCUCUGUUUUGUAAACUGAGCAUGAAAUAGAGGGCGCUAGGACCGCGCGAUUGGAGCCAUCAAGACUACGAAGGGAGGCAGUGCGCAUGCGCGGACUCUCCAGCCGAUCUGUAACUACAUCCAAGCGCGCGCGCGCGCACACGCACGAAGAGCCGCACAGAGCGUUACUAACGAAAACAAACGGAGGAGCUUGUACCUGGUUAAAGGAGCCGUGAGUCGGGGUAAAACAGAGCGUUAACCGGGGAGGGAAGAAUAAAAGAAACGAGCUGGAAACGAAUAAAGAGUUUUACGACUCUUUGGUUGAGAAAAAUAACUUGUGGAAUUUAAAAAAAAAAAAAAGGAAGGGAAGAAAGUGCGCGAGGCGUUUCGACGUUAAUGAGGAUUGAGGAGGAAGAUGAGGAAUAAAGCGGAUAUAAAUUAGAAGCAGCUGCUGAAAUCACGGAGUUUCAUUUAAGUUCAAGGAUGGCUUGAGUUGUUUGUUUUCAAUUGUUUGUUUGUUUGUUUGUUCGUUCAUUUGUUUGUUUGGGAAUGAAACGCACGCGCUCAUGUUGGGAAGAGCGCUGAAGAAACUUUACCGCGUCUGAAACAACCGGUAGAGACCGGGAGGAUUUAAAACCACCUGUUUCUGGACUCUUCUCUUCACUUUUCCUGUCCUCAUCAUGUCCAAAGCGGUGCAGAAAAAGAAUCACUGGAGCGCGAGAGUGAGCGAGUGCGCGGUGCGACGGGACGCACGCGGGGACGUGAACGUGCGGCUGCAGGGCGGAGCGGAGAACGGGGAGUUCGUGUGCGUGGGCCGCGUGGACCCCGGCUCCAUCAGCUACGAGCACGGCACUCUGACCGAGGGAGAGCUGGUGCUGGAGGUGAACACGCUGCCCGUGUCCGGAUUACCGCUGUACGACGUGCUGAGCGCCGUGAGGAACUCCACAGGAGCCGUUAGACUCAAAACCGUCCGUCCAGGGAAUAAGCUGAAUAAGGACCUCAAGCAGUACCUGAGCCAGAGGUUUCAGAAGUCUUCAGAAGACCACAAGCUCCAGCAGACCAUACGGGAUAACCUCUACCGCCAUGCUGUGCCUUGUACGACCCGCCCCCCGCGCGACGGAGAGGUUCCCGGAGUCGAUUAUAACUUCCUCUCGGUGGAGGACUUCCUGAAGCUCGAGCAGAGCGGGACGCUUCUGGAGAUCGGCUCUUACGAAGGUAACUACUAUGGUACACCCAAACCGCCGAGCCAGCCCGCCGCUGCUAAAGUGAUUGGCGGAGAGGCGUCGCCCAACGAGGAGACCACACCCCGUCGCUCCAAGUCCUACAAUGAGAUGCAGAAUGCUGGAAUAGCCCCCGCCGACACAGAGGAUGAGGAUGAGCUUCCUGAAAUGAACAGUAGCUUCACAGGAGACUCGAGUGAACCGGACGAACACCCCUCAGUCCACCCCUUCGCCCCAUCUCACCAGCUCAACAGCGUCCCGACGGCAACCACGGAGAGCACGCAGAACACGCACACGCACCCCAGCCACCCCACGGACGAGGACCCGCUGGGACCUCUACCCGAAAACUGGGAGAUGGCUUACACCGAGAACGGCGAGGUCUACUUCAUAGACCACAACACGAAGACCACAUCAUGGAUCGACCCUCGGUGCCUGGACAAGCCCCAGAAACCCCUGGAGGAGUGUGACGAUGAUGAAGGAGUUCAUACUGAGGAACUGGACAAUGAUCUAGAGUUGCCCACCGGCUGGGAAAGGAUCGACGAUCCAGUGUACGGGGUUUAUUACGUAGAUCACAUCAACAGAAAGACGCAGUAUGAGAAUCCCAUAAUGGAAGCGAAGAGGAAGAAGCAGUUGGAGCAGUCGCAGCCUGCAGAAGAGUGGAUAGAAGAGAACGCUUCAAGAGCACCGCUAGCCAGCUACGCCUCCAUUCACCAGGAGAUGCCCAGAAGCCCAGAGCCUCCUUUUCCCCAAGUAGAGGCCAAACGAGUGAAGCCUUUCUUCACACGGAACCCGGCCGAGCUGAAGGGAACCUUCAUUAACACUAAGCUGAAGAAGAGCCGCCGCGGUUUUGGUUUCACGGUGGUCGGGGGAGACGAGCCGGACGAGUUCCUCCAGAUUAAGAGUCUGGUGUUGGACGGCCCGGCCGCCCUGGACGGCAAGAUGGAGACAGGUGACGUAAUCGUCAGCGUAAAUGACACUUGCGUCCUGGGCUACACGCAUGCGCAGGUGGUGAAGAUCUUCCAGUCCAUUCCUAUCGGUUCCAUGGUAGACCUGGAGCUGUGCCGAGGCUACCCGCUGCCCUUUGACCCCGACGACCCCAACACCAGCCUGGUGACCUCGGUGGCCAUCGUGGACAAGGAGCCUAUCAUCGUCAAUGGCCAAGAAAGCUACGACUCGCCAUCCAGUCACGGCAGCCAUAACGGCACCGUCAGCGAACCUCCUCGGCCCUUAAGCCCCGCCCACGAGCCCACCCCCGACGGUUCACAGGAGCAGCGUUUCGCCGGCGAUGCCGUGACCCUGGCGUCGUCCAUCGCCACGCAGCCCGAACUGAUCACGGUGCACAUGGAGAAAGGAGACAAGGGCUUCGGCUUCACCAUCGCAGACAGCCCUGGGGGCGGCGGCCAGCGUGUCAAGCAGAUCGUGGAUUACCCACGAUGCCGAGGGCUCAGGGAAGGCGAUAUCAUCGUGGAGGUGAACAAGAGGAACGUGCAGAAUCUUACUCACAACCAGGUGGUGGAUCUGCUCAGCAAGUGCCCUAAAGGCAGCGAAGUCACCAUGCUGGUCCAGAGAGGGGUGGCUCCUGCCAAGAAAAGCCCAAAACUGCAGCCGCUGGAGAGAAAAGACAGCCAGGGUAGCCACCGCAGUUUUCCCUCAGACUCGCCUCUCCACUCCUCACAGGCUCCAUCCACAGAGACGGCGCCUCCGCCUCCCCCCGUCCAGCCGCUGCCCGGCCUGCCCCCUCAGGAACCGGCAACAGACGGCACGCUCGCCAAGAAACCGGACCCGUUCAAAAUUUGGGCCCAGUCCAGGAGCAUGUAUGAAAGUAGGCUGCCAGAUUACCAGGAGCAGGAUAUCUUUCUGUGGAGGAAGGAUACAGGCUUCGGUUUCCGGAUCCUCGGAGGGAAUGAACCCGGAGAGCCAAUUUACAUCGGCCACAUUGUGAAGUACGGCGCCGCAGACGAAGACGGCCGCCUGCGCUCCGGGGACGAGCUGAUCUGUGUGGACGGGACGGCCGUGGUGGGCAAAUCCCAUCAGCUUGUGGUACAGCUCAUGCAGCAGGCAGCCAAGCAGGGCCACGUCAACCUGACUGUCAGACGCAAGACAGGAUAUGGAGUGGUGAAGGUGGACGGCGAGGUUCCUCCGUCUCCGGCCUCGUCCCAUCACAGCAGCACCCAGGCUGCGUCUCUGACCGAGGACAAGCGGACGCCUCAGGGCAGCCAGAACUCUCUGAACACGGUCAGCUCGGGCUCAGGCUCCACCAGCGGCAUUGGCAGCGGAGGCGGCGGCGGUGGAGGAGGAGGGGGAGGAGGAGGAGGGGCAGGCAACAGCAGCGUGGUGCCCAGUGUAAUCCAGCCGUACGACGUCGAGAUCCGGCGCGGUGAGAACGAGGGCUUCGGUUUCGUCAUCGUCUCAUCCGUCUCCAGACCCGACGCAGGCACGACUUUCGCUGGAAACACAUGUGUGGCCAUGCCUCAUAAAAUAGGGAGGAUCAUCGAGGGCAGUCCUGCGGACCGCUGCGGGAAGCUGAAGGUGGGAGAUCGCAUCCUCGCCGUCAACGGCUGCUCCAUCACCAACAAGUCCCACUCGGACAUCGUCAAUCUGAUCAAAGAGGCGGGAAACACGGUCGCGCUGCGCAUCAUUCCAGGAGAUGAGUCAUCAAACGCAGCGCUGCUGACCAACGCUGAGAAGAUCGCCACCAUCACUACCACACACGCACCUCAACAGCAAUCUGCACCUGAGCCAAGAAACAACACCAAACCUAAACAGGAGUCUUUCGAGUUCAAAACGCCUCAGGUUCCUCCUCCGCAAGCCCCCACCCAAGCUACAAACCAGGAUGGGGAGCUGUACUCCGUGGACCUGGAGAGAGACAGUAAAGGCUUCGGCUUCAGUCUGCGCGGAGGACGCGAGUACAACAUGGACCUGUACGUGCUGAGACUGGCCGAAGACGGAGCGGCAGUGCGCAGCGGCAAGAUGAGGGUAGGAGAUGAGAUUUUGGAGAUUAACGGCGAGAGCACCAAAGGCAUGAAGCACAUCCGCGCCAUCGAGCUGAUCAAAAGCGGUGGCCGGACAGCACACCUCGUGCUGAAACGCGGUGACGGCUCUGUACCCGAAUAUGACGGCAACAACGACAACAGCAGCUCCGUCAACAGGGCUCAAACUGUUUCGGAAGUGAACGCAGCACCUCCUGACAGACAGCCCCACCCGCCAUUGGAUUCCAGCUCUCCACAAGACCUUCAUAAAACAUCCCGGAAUGAGGACAGGAGGACACGUGAGUCGGGUCAGCGCAAGCAGGGCCACCGCUCCAACCAUCACCAUAGCAACCACAGACACCGCACCCCAGACAAAAGGGGCAGGAACAGACACCAUCAUAAGAAAAGUAGCAGCAGUGCUAAUAAUAAUAAUAAGAGGUACAGCAAGGAUGAUUCGUACAACCAUCAGCAGCACCGGAGGCACCAUUCGCCGGAGAGGAGGCGCCGGGCGAGGAGUGCCGAGAACACUCUGGACAGCCGACAUGAACGUCGGCACGGUCGAUCACCGGAAAGACGCCACAAUCGCCACUCCUCUCCUCAUAGGCACCAUUCACCACGUCGGUCAGGACACCGCCACAGGUCCCCUCACCGUCACAGAUCACCAUAUCGCUCCCCACAUCGCGCCAGAUACCGUUCCCCACGCCAGCAAUCCAACCCUCCUUCUGACAGGCGGCCCAAUGGCAAACCACAGCGGGAUGAGGAUGUUGUCUUGAAGGAGCCUCCAUCUCCUGAUCCUUCUUCCCACUUGGACAGUGUCCUGAAUGAGUUGCCUGCAAUGGAUCGGCUAAACCGCGAGAGCCCCUUGCCACGGAUGACGUAUGACGGUUUAGAACGUGGCAACGGCCUGACAUUCCCAGGAAAGUCCUACAGUCGUCUGAACAGUAACACCACCCUCCCCCAACAGUUUCCAAACAACGGUACAAGCCUCCCUCACUUCUAUGAACGUUGGAACCGUGACCACACCUUCCCCCGGCAGUCCUAUGGCCACUUGAACCACGAUGACACGCAACCCCUACUCUCAUAUGACCGUGCGAACAGAAACGAAGCUCUUCGCCGAGAGUCCUACGACGGUCUGCCCCAAAGCAAUCCUUUUCCCCGAGAGUCCACAGACCGCUUUUCGACACUGCCUCGGACAUACGACGGGGACAGCCUGCCCAGGAGAACCUACCAGGACCAGAGCCUUCCCCGCGUCAGUACCCCUGACUCGGCUUUCCAGAAGUACAGUGCGCUCUUAAGGGGUCGCUCUCCUGAGCGAAAGACCCGGUUAUCCCAGUCGGACACUCCAGGAGCAGCCUCCUACAGAGCCAGGAGCCUCGACCCAGACAUGUUGCCUGCGAGAGGUUCCCGAAACAUGCUAGACUCGGACGAGGAAGACAAGGAAAGCAGUGUAAGAAACUACUACAGCAAACUCAAGUCCAAUUACGGCAAUGUCAACAACGCACUCCCCGAGCCCAGGAGGAAGGCCUACAAAGAGAACUCCAAAGAUCUCAGCAUCUGACAAGACUGGUGCAGAACAACAAACACGCCCUCGCUCCAUACAAGCCCUCAUCCGAGGACCCUGUAUACUAUGCUAUGAAUUUGACAUUCCUGUGUUUUCCUAGAGAGAUUACUUGACAACUUGUAACAAACAGCGGAAGAAUGGUUUUUGCUGUACGUUCCAGGAAUUGUUGGUCGUUUCUUCUUUUUUUUUUUUUCCUUUCUUUCUUUUCCUACAAUAUCACAAACACUUCUACAUCUAUCAGAGAUUGACGACUAUGUAUAAAGAAAACGAUUAUGUGCCUAAUAGUACCAUUCUUGAUGGUUUUUAUUUUAUAAAGGGCAGUCUUUUGAACUACUGUCCGAGUAUAUAGUAUUUUUCGGUUUCAGAGACCACGCCCAUGCACCGAGCAUCUCUCUUCACCGGGUGCUCACAUGUAUGCCGUGCAUGUCUUUACACUUUCAGUGUCUUUCUUCUUUAUUUCAUUUCUUUCUCUCCCUCGGUGCCAAUGAUUUUUACACAUUUGACCAGAGUAUAGCACAAGUCUGCAUUCAUUUGUAUAUUUUUGACAGUUUGCAGUACGUGUACAUUCAGAGGUGAUCGUUUUACCAGAAUGAAGGGAACGUGAAGUUUAAAAUAUGAUAACGUGAGAAUAAAAUAUAUAUACGCAAUCUUCGCUCCUGUCUUAAUUCGAGUACUUUUAAAGGCCGCAGUCUGUACGACGCAGGUUGCAUGUCGGCGGGCCACGAUGCAAACGGAGGGGGAAGACCGCAGAGAAGGCGGAACGGUCAUUUGAUUUUGAUUUUAAAUAAAUAAGCAAGCCACAUUCCGGACAUAUCGAGUUGGCUGGAAGAUACAGCGGGAUAUCUCCAUCCUACUUCAAAGAGGAUAAAGGAGAGAAAUGAUUGAAUAAUCUGGCAACAGAGUUAGCCCUCUGUUAAAAAUCCAGUGAGGUGGCCUCUCUUUCUACAGGGUUAUCUUCUGAAAAGCAGAGUGCAUGCUGUUUUCUGAUAUGGAGAGUCUGACAAGACGAAGACUGGAGAAAAGGAGUACAGGGCAUCUGAGGUCGCUUUCAUAAAUACUGUGGAGGCAGCUACAUUUUUUUCUGUAUUCAAUCGAUGUAUUUUUCGUUGUUGUUGUUGUUGUUGGAUUUGUUUACCACAUUACGCAUUGAUUUUCAUCAUGCAGUGGUUCGUUUACUUCCCCCUCAUCAUUUGGCGGUUAAUACUACUUCUUAAUCAAGAUUCAACCUCCCAGAAUUCUGAUUCGUGAAGCUCCAGCAAGGAAGUUAGCAGGGGGUUGGGGAUUGUUAUUCAGAAGCCAUUCCCGUCUACCUACAAUAUCUCGCUGUUUGUUCAGGCAGAUUUCAGUCCUUCGGUGACGUGAUUGCGUCAAAGACGGAUCGAAAACAGAAGGAUAUAAGU
Ictalurus furcatus (blue catfish) is the source of this 9043-nucleotide messenger RNA. RefSeq names its product membrane associated guanylate kinase, WW and PDZ domain containing 1b (gene magi1b). Gene Ontology annotation, biological process: signal transduction. Bases 2574 to 7640 code for a protein of 1688 amino acids. NCBI's taxonomy places the organism in Eukaryota, Metazoa, Chordata, Actinopteri, Siluriformes, Ictaluridae. Gene Ontology annotation, molecular function: protein binding. The record is from RefSeq and is a predicted model, not a curated record. The transcript is spliced from 23 exons. Gene Ontology annotation, cellular component: cytoplasm.